Messenger RNA from Blastomyces gilchristii SLH14081, 2180 nucleotides. RefSeq names its product lipase/esterase. The record is from RefSeq and is a predicted model, not a curated record. Gene Ontology annotation, molecular function: hydrolase activity. The coding region runs from base 893 to 1915 and encodes 340 amino acids. The transcript has 5 exons. Lineage: Eukaryota; Fungi; Ascomycota; Eurotiomycetes; Onygenales; Ajellomycetaceae.
GUCAAACUGGGUGUAAAAGCUAACAGUUCAAUUCCUUAACUAUUCCUUUGCCCACCAGAUAUAAAGUAUCAGAAGAAAAUCCUACCCACGGAUUGAGAGGGGAAAACUACUUACUGUUCUUGCCAAGGAAGUGUUUUCAAUCUACAAUUUCCCAUCAAAGGGAUUGCGGGAUUGCCACUGUGAUGUAGCAGCCUUCACCGUGUACGACGAGUCAAUAAAGUUAGCACAUUUCCAUAGAGUUUGAUUAAAUUAUCGCCAAUCGAAAUGAAUGAUAACAGCGGGUCAAGCUGGUACGAAUCAACAUCGCUCACGCCACAGUAAGUGACAUCCGCACGGGCCAUUAUCGAUUUUGCUUUCCGUUUCUUUGUUCAAAUUUGCACCUCUUGAACCUGUCCGGAUAAGUCGUACCUUAGGCGGGAAAACGUGGCGUCUCCGUGCGGCGGGUGAUGGAGGCCCUUGCGGGGUGGCUCAAGUUGGUAGACCUAUCCAUAGAUAAAAUUAAAAAUGGUUGGAGGGGUAUUCAUCCCGGUCGAAAUAAUUUCAAAGAGAACAAUACAGGAAUAUGUUCAAUCAGUUGUCUGUAUUGUUCACCCCAACGUAUGGUGUUGUUGAGGACUUCCUGCUGGAACCUGCGGAUCUGCAUGUAGGUCCAUGGACCAUCAACGCUCACCCAUUGAGAGCGACAAUAUUCCCGUCUUGAUUGACGCUGACCGUCACUGAUUUUUGGCCUAGCUUGAUAUAUGAAGUGAGGGGGUAUUAUCAUCUUCCGUCGUUCUAAUUCCAUCUUCCUAGCCCGAUGAAUUGCCUGCCGUCAGUAAAAACCUGUCUUCUUGGGAAUAACCGAUAACGCUCGAUAAACCAAGCUGCAACACCGCCAACCUGCAAAAUCACAAUGGCGGCCGACUCAAAUACCAGGUCCAAGUACGCACACCUCGCCGCACCUCACCCGGUCUUUGAAACCUUAAAGGAUGAGGCUACUAAACUCGUUGAGAGUUUAUAUGCCAUCAAGGACAUGGAGCAAUUCAAAACUGCAUGGAAUGCCUUCCCGCCUGCGAUUUUCGACGACGGUCCCGUUGUUGGCAAGGAUAUCACGAUCGAACAUAUUAAUAUCGUAGUCAGAGAUGGCGCGGAUGUGGAACUCAGAAUCUAUAAGCCGAUAAAUCCAGCUUCAGACGCAUCCUUAUUCUUUGUCUCACACGGGGGAGGGUGGACAAUAUUUACCCAUGAUGUCGAAGAGGCACAGAAUAGACAGGUGGCCAAGGAUAACGGAUGUGUGGUCGUGAGCGUGGAGUACCGAAAAUGUCCGGAAUUCCCAUUUCCCUAUCCCUUGAACGACUGCUUUGACGCAUUGAUUUGGUGCAAAUCGAAUGCCUCCACCCUUGGGAUCAACCCCAAAAGCAUUUUCCUCGCAGGCUCCACCAGCGGUGCCAAUCUUGCAGCAGCCCUCGCAUUGAAAGCUCGAGAUGAAUCUAUCACUGGGAUAGUUGGCCAGAUCCUCAACAUGCCAAUGAUUUGUCACCCAGACUUCUUCCCUCGGGACAAAUAUGAAUACAAGAGCUGGGACGAGAAUAAGGAAGAAGCCGUUGCGUCGUCCAUGAGAGCUUUAUUCCACUGGAAUUUAUAUCUCCCGGAAGGGAAACCGGAGGUCUAUGCCAAUCCCAUACUGGCUGAAAGCCACGCAAACCUCCCCCCAGCUCUCAUCCAGAUCGCCGGGUAUGACCCACUGUGCGACGAGGGUUUUGCAUACAGCGAAGCCCUCAGGGCGGCGGGAGUCGAGGUAACGGAAAAGGCGUUUGCUGGCCUUCCGCACGCAUUUUACUUCUUCCUCAAGGCACUCGACAAGGAAUCCAGAGAUUUUUUCCAGAACAUUGUUGAUUUCGUACAGGAUAUCGAAAAGAAAACGAUCCCAUUGUAAUCUGCUGGAUGAAAGGGCUGGUUCUUGAAACUGAGGUAGAUAGCCACGCUCUGCUCGGUGUUUAAUUUAAAUACUUCUGUCGAGUUAUAUUUAGGGGCGUUCAAUUGCAAGCUAUUGUGGCGGACAUAAAUAUAUAAAUUUGUUAGGAUGCAAUUGAUUGGCUUUUGAACCAGUGCUCCAGCCUACAUAGUAAAUAUAAAGGUCGCGAAUCGUUGAAUGAAAAGAAAACGUCCACCAAGGCUGUCGGCCAAGUCACAUGAUUCGA